Solanum tuberosum (potato) is the source of this 393-nucleotide messenger RNA. RefSeq names its product prophenin-2-like. Lineage: Eukaryota; Viridiplantae; Streptophyta; Magnoliopsida; Solanales; Solanaceae. Bases 1 to 393 code for a protein of 130 amino acids. The transcript has a single exon. The record is from RefSeq and is a predicted model, not a curated record.
AUGCCUGACCCGAGAACGCCAGACCCAAGGACUCCUGACCUAAGAACGCCUGACCCGAGAACGCCUGACCCAAGAACGCCUGACCCGAGAAUGCCAGACCCGAGGAUGCUUGACCGGAGGAUGCCAAACCCGAGGAAGCCUGACCCGAGGACGCCUAACCCGAGAAUGCCUGACCUGAAGGUGCUUGACCCUAGAAUGCCUGAACCGAUGACGCCUGACCUUAGGAUGACUUACUGGAAAAUGCCUAACCCGAGGAUGCCUGAUCCCAGAACGCCUGACCCGAGGAUGCCUAACCCGAGAAUGCCUGAUCCCAGAACUCCUGACCCGAGGAUGCCUGACUCGAGGACGCCUGUCCCGAGAAUGUCUUAUUGGAGAAUAUGUCUGACCCGAUAA